Messenger RNA from Lobosporangium transversale, 216 nucleotides. RefSeq lists its product as hypothetical. The transcript is spliced from 2 exons. The record is from RefSeq and is a predicted model, not a curated record. NCBI's taxonomy places the organism in Eukaryota, Fungi, Mortierellomycota, Mortierellomycetes, Mortierellales, Mortierellaceae. The coding region runs from base 1 to 216 and encodes 71 amino acids.
AUGUCUUCCAUUAUGGUUGCUUCUUCCUUGCGAUCGGUCCGCGCUCCUCUCCAGGCUCUUGUGCGCAGGCAAUACUCCUCAGCUGCAGGCACUGCCACCAUUGGCCAUUCGACCAAAAAAUUAGCCAUCGCCAGCGGCGUCAGUGCUGCGGUGGGCGCUGAUGUGACCUAUGCCUACUUCACUUUCUUUAAGAAGAACGAUGGCAACUCUGCUUAA